This is a messenger RNA of Penicillium samsonianum, 825 nucleotides long. RefSeq lists its product as uncharacterized. Bases 1 to 825 code for a protein of 274 amino acids. The record is from RefSeq and is a predicted model, not a curated record. Lineage: Eukaryota; Fungi; Ascomycota; Eurotiomycetes; Eurotiales; Aspergillaceae. The transcript is spliced from 2 exons.
AUGCUCACGAGUAUGAUUGUUCUCUCGAGGUCAAACCAGCCUCACCUCACUUCCCAAGGCAUCGAUAGCCGCAUAGUCGAUUACGGAUCAAUCGAACAGCUCACGGAGUCGCUGGGAGGUGUGCAUACAGUGAUAAGCUGUAUUUCUCCACACGGAAGCGACUCAACUGCGGCUGAGCUGGCCCUCUUGGAGGCAUCGAAAAAAGCCGGCGCUGCUCGCUUUGUGCCAUCGGAAUGGAACAGUGGCUGCAAUGACAUUGUCCACCUCUAUUCAGGAAAGAUCACUGUUUGGAAAGCUGUCCAGUCCUCGGGGCUGGAAUAUACUCGGUUUAUGAAUGGUCUUUGGAUGAACGUGUGGGGCCCUGGCUGCGUGAGAGAUGAAGAAGAAGCUCUUGGGGCUUAUAAAGGUCGCCCACCAUUUGCCAUUGACUUGAAAGCGGGUACGGCCAUAAUUCCAGGGGAUGCGUCUCAGCAGGUGGUAGUUACGAAAACGCAGGAUGUCGGUCGAUUUGUGGCUGCUGCCCUUGAUUUGGCUAAGUGGGAUCCUGAAAGCAGAAUUGUUGGCGACAAGUUGAGUUUAACUGAGGUUACUCUGCUGGCGAAAACGAUUUGUGGAAAAGAUCUUCAAAUUACGAAUUUGCCGGUUGAGAAUCUUGAAGAACUUCUUCAAGGCAACCUGGAGGAUGGUGAAAGAUUUUAUUACCAGCUGCUUUUGGCGAUCGCCCUCGGCCGGAUGGAUUUUGAACCCACUUUGAAUAGCCUCUGUCCUGGUAUUAAGCCUGUAUCAACGGCAGAGUAUCUUAGAAGGCAUUGGACUAGUGAGUAG